This is a messenger RNA of Rhagoletis zephyria (snowberry fruit fly), 1493 nucleotides long. RefSeq names its product BTB/POZ domain-containing protein 1-like. The record is from RefSeq and is a predicted model, not a curated record. NCBI's taxonomy places the organism in Eukaryota, Metazoa, Arthropoda, Insecta, Diptera, Tephritidae. Gene Ontology annotation, molecular function: protein binding.
GAGUCGUUGAGGUGUAAGGUUUGUGAAAAUCGACUUGAAGAUUUUAAUCACACAACUUUUGGAAUAUUUCGAAAAAAAAUAAGAGUAGAGAACAUAAACGAGAAAAGCAAUUAACUAAAUUAAAUACAUAUUUGGUACAUCCAAGUACUGUGACGAUAACUCAAAAGAUGUAUUCAAUAUUCCCAUCGAGCUUAUCGCAACCAGUGCAUUCGCCUCAGACCAAAGCCGCGCAACUGGCCUUUCAGCUCUUAGAUAACGCUACAAUGAAUGCACAAUUUAAUCGCCGAUUCGAACAAUUACUACGCUCUGAGAAAUACUACGACUGCGUAUUUCACAUUGGCGGUGCACAACUAAAAUGUCACAAAUUAAUAUUAUCCACAGCCAGUCCAGUUUUCGAGGCCAUGUUCUAUGGUCCAAUACGCGAGCAACAAAAAGAAAUUGAGAUUUUGGACAUUGGCGCCGAAACUUUUCAAAUGCUUCUAAAUUUUAUUUACGCCGGUGUCAUGCCGGUGUCCCUUUCGCUAGAAGAGGCUAUUGAGCUAUACUAUUGCGCUGAGAAAUAUUUAAUCACUGACCUGACGAACACUUGCUUAUUGACGAUAGCGCGCAAAUUACGUUACACAAAUAUUCUACCUGCGCUGGAGCUUUGCGUCUGCAUGGAUCUGCGUGAUCUGCUGGAGGUAUGCAUGUCUUUCUUUAACCGCUGCUGUCUCAACAAUCCACAAUUUAUGACAUCGCAUAAGAGUCACUAUGUGCAUGUAUCCAAGGAAUGCGUCAAGGCAAUAAUUGCAGCUAAUAAUUGCGCGAAGACUAGAAAGCAAGUGUUGUGGUUCGUUUACGAGUGGUGCCAGCAGGAAUGCCAUGAAUUAGGAUUGCAGCAAGAAGAUUGUGCAGUAAUCAUCAAUGAUCUGCAAUUGCCUGCCUACAGUGAUGAGGAAUGCGAAGUAUUGAAGCUAAAAACGCCACAGCGACAAACCUGUAAUUCUAUCGAACGUAGCUAUUUUAAGGCAUGCCGGCCCUUCACUGUCGACCAGGAUACACAUGAAUGGACCGUGUUUGUCAAAUGCAAUCGUUUUAUUGCAUUGCAUGGUCUCAUCAUUUACAGUCGCCUAUCACCACUGGCACAUUACGCGUUCAAGCUACCCAGCGAGUACAGUGAAAAUUUGCAUAUUGAAAUUUUAGCAUCCGCUAAUGAAAGAAGUGAUGAAGUGAGUGAUCAAGAGGAUUCAGAAGAGAACGAAACUAAUUCAAUUGAAAAACCGCAACUCAAAAACGCAUCGGAAAAACUUAUGACCUAUGAAAAGGACUACAAUGGACCAUUCAUAGUCUACAUCGACACCAUUGAAAGAAAACCAAUCAGUAAUAUAACUGUAGCAUUACUAUGUACAAAGCUAGGAUUUGACGACAUUGAGGCUUCAAAGCAAAAGGCUAUGAACCAAAAAUAUUUAACCAUCUCACAUCAAAAGCAGGUAUCAUUUAUGAUAUUCCAAUAG